CGAGAAUAAUCUCUGUCAUGCCCGUUGCUAUCAACGUUACGUCGCCCCACGGUUUGAACUCGAAGACGUUCUCUCAACCGCCCCUCAACAACUCGCUGACCGUCCCGGAGCUGUACGACUGGCACCUCGAGCAUAGUCCUAACCACCCCACGUUCGUCUACGCCAGCACUACCAGAGACCGAACGGAAAUCACCUUCAAGCAAACCGUCCACGCCAUUCAUCGCGCCGGUCGCCUGCUCCAGACCCGCCUUGCUCAGCUUGGAGUGGAGGCUAAAGAUGGUAACGCGCCCGUCAUUGGUAUUUUCGCCAACACCGACAACAUCACGUACUAUCACACCUGGGUCGGCCUCGUAAGGGCCGGAUUUGUGGUCUUCCACAUAUCGCACCGCAAUUCCGCCGCCGCCGUCGCGCAUUUGUUGCAGAAGACGCACGUCGCACACGUCCUCGCCUCGGGAGAACACGGCAUAAAAUCGGUGCUGCACUCGGCUCUUGAGAUGGUGGAAACGGGACCCAAGCAGUGGGACGCCUACGUCUCCGACAUGCCUGUCUUUGAGGACAUCUUUACCGAUGAACCUGUGGAUCCUCUACCACAAAGGAAGUUCGGGCUCGAUGAUGUCGCGUUCUAUAUUCAUUCCUCUGGCUCCACCGCGUUUCCCAAGCCGCUGGGCUGGACCCAUGACACUUGGCUGACCAGCGCGAAUGCCUUCCUUCACUCCAAACAGGACUUAUGUGGUGAGAUUCUCAGCUGCCAUGCGAUCCCUAUGUUCCACGCUAUGGGCAUCUCUGCGACCAUGUUCACCGUUUACUGUGGCACGAUCCUCUCCGCCGCGAAACCUCAGCAUCCUCCAGCACCGGUUACCCCGGAGGCGACGUGGGAGGGGUGUAUGAUCACGGGUUCUCAGUACCUUUUCAGCGCGCCGCUAUUCGUCGAAACAUGGGCACGCGAUGCCGACAAAGUUUCGGUGAUGAAGAAGCUGAAGGGCGUCGUGUACGGCGGGGGACCGCUUGACAAGGUUAUUGGAGACCAUCUUGCGGAGCAAGGCGUGAACAUCUACAACCUCUACGGCUCCAGUGAAAGUGGCCUGAAGCUCCCCAUCAUCUGUGCCCCACCCGGCAAGGAUUGGGAUUUCUUUGAAUUCCUUCCCACCACACAUCCGGAAUUCCUUCCUUACGACGAUGGUUCCUAUGAAUUAAUCAUGGUCGACUGUGAAACACAUCACCCGCUCGUCCUCAACACCGACUGGAAUGGCAUCAAGGCGUACGCGACCAAUGAUCUCCUUGCCCCUCAUCCCCAGAAGAAGGGGUUCUGGAAGGUCGUUGGCCGAACGGACGACCAGAUCAUGCUCUCUAGCGGCGAGAAGACAAACCCGGGUCCGUUGGAGAACAUCCUUCGCCAAGACCCUCACAUCCAGCAUGCUGUCAUGUUCGGUCGCGGUCGCUUCCAGAACGGCGUCAUCGUCUUGCCACGGCCCGAGUUCGCGUUCGAUCCUUCCAACGAGCAGCAGCUUGCCGCCUUCCGUUCUGCGAUCUGGCCCACCGUGGAGCGCAUGAACGCCUUCGCGCCCCAGCAUUCGCGGUUGUUUAAGGAAAUGAUCCUGGUGGCUUCUCCCUCGAAACCUUUCUCGUUCACGGGCAAGGCCACUGCCCGUCGGCAUGCCAUCAUCAAGGACUACGAGCCGGAGAUCGAGGCGUUGUACAAAUCGGUCGAAGAGUCCGCGCAGGGCGAUAUCCCCUUACCAGCCGAAUGGAACGCGACGACCGCGAAGGAAUUCGUGAGGAAGAUGGUGCAAGGCGUGCUCGAGCAAGAGCUGAAUGACGAUGACGAUUUUUUCGAGUACGGGUGUGACAGUCUACAAGCCACUUGGAUCAGGAAUACCCUCACGCGCGCGUUGCGUGAUGUUGGCGCAAGCGCCGCCCGUAGUAUCCCAUUUGAUCUGGUGUAUCAAAACCCGACUAUCACAGCCCUCUCGAACUUCGUCACGCAAGCCGUUCCUUCGCCUGUCGACGAACAGGCAGCGCGGGUGCGCAAGGCGAAGGAGAUGGCGGAGCUCGUGGAGAAAUACUCCAAGGACUUCCCUGCGCACACCGGCACGGCGACGUCGUCGCCUGACGAAGGCCAGGUGGUCAUCCUCACCGGUACCACUGGUGGUCUUGGAUCGACGCUGCUAGCAGAACUGUAUGCGUCGCUGGCCGUUCGGAAGGUGUACGCGCUCAACAGGCGCUCGUCGAAGGGUGAAUCCAUCAAGGACCGUCAACGUCGCGGACUGCAGGAUCGCAACUUGGACGAGAGCCUGGUCGACUCUGAGAAGGUUAGCAUAUUGGAGUGCGACAUGACUUUGCCGGAUUUCGGUCUUGAAAAAGACGUCUUCGAGGAGAUGCGAUCAUCAACCACGACCAUCAUUCACAACGCAUACCGCGUGGAUUUCAACGUGUCGCUCUCCUCGUUCGAGCCUCAAUUGCUCAUCGUCCGACGCUUCAUCAACUUUGCUCUUUCAUCCCCUCGCUCCGUGCCCCCCUCAAUCCUGUUCACGAGCAGCGUUUCCGUCCUUCGAAACCUGGAGUUGCCGGAGCCAGCCAAAGAGGAUGUUGUGGAAGAUCCCUUGGUCGCGGUCGGCAAUGGUUACAGCGAAUCGAAGUGGGCCUCCGAGCGAAUCCUCGGGAACGCAUCCGCCGCUGUGCCAUCUCUGCGCACCAUCGUGAUUCGCGUCGGCCAAAUGAGCGGAGGAGCGACCGGUGAUUGGAACGCUGCGGAAUGGCUCCCCUCGUUAGUUGCAUCAGGGCCCGUCGUCAAGUGCUUGCCCGACCUGAAAUCGGUCGUUGCAUGGAUACCGCUUGACGCAGCCGCCAAGGCCAUGCUCGACUUCUCCCUCGCCGAUGCGCAAACCGUCCCGCCCGUCCUGCACCUCGCACAUCCGCACCCUGCUCCCUGGUCCCAGAUUAUCGGUCACGCCGCCAAGCGUCUAGGCGUCCCGCUCGUAUCUUACGCCGAUUGGGUUCAGGCGCUCGAGGCGGACCUCAAAUCCGCGUCAAAGUCGGAGGUGGAGCACAUGCGCGAGAAUCCUGCACUGCGGCUCCUACCGUUCUUCCAGACCGUAGGGAAGAGCCCGCUCAUCAGCGAGGACCACCCUGGAUUCGAGGCAAUGGCGAUUACGCUUAUGGAUAUGGAGAAGGCAAAAUCGGUGUCACCCCUUCUCAGGACUUUACCAUCGCUCGGGCCCGAGGAUGUCGAUCGCUGGCUCGCGUACUGGAGCCGGGUUGGUCUAUUGCCCGCCCAGUGAACGCCUAGUGUAGCGUACGGACAACGUAAUCUAGUAUUGUGAUGUUGACGGAUCGAGUUUUCGGAUCAUAAUAGUCCAGGAUCUCUUUCUCGCCAGCAACGGUGCUGAACACCCUAUCCUGAGGAGCGUAUUAACCAGAUGCGACAGUCACCGAAGCUGCAACGAGCCUUCGUCCGCAAAGGUAGACUAUAUCUGUAAUGCAGUCGGUCGCCGAGACCUUGUAGAAGUGAUAACCGUAGUUGGAAAGCG
This is a messenger RNA of Punctularia strigosozonata HHB-11173 SS5, 3527 nucleotides long. Its product is annotated as acetyl-CoA synthetase-like protein. The coding region runs from base 18 to 3278 and encodes 1086 amino acids. NCBI's taxonomy places the organism in Eukaryota, Fungi, Basidiomycota, Agaricomycetes, Corticiales, Punctulariaceae. The record is from RefSeq and is a predicted model, not a curated record. The transcript has 15 exons. Gene Ontology annotation, molecular function: phosphopantetheine binding.